This is a messenger RNA of Tetrahymena thermophila SB210, 2022 nucleotides long. RefSeq lists its product as hypothetical. The record is from RefSeq and is a predicted model, not a curated record. Lineage: Eukaryota; Ciliophora; Oligohymenophorea; Hymenostomatida; Tetrahymenidae. The transcript has 7 exons.
AUGCUUAAGUUAUUCUUAAUACAACAAGAAAUACUAUUGAUUAAAAAAUUAUUCCAUAUUUUUAAAGUUAAUUUUACUUUAAAACAAACAGAUUCAAUUCCUAGAUCUUUACAAUUGGAAUUUAAAAAACAUAAAGAUACUUUUUUGACAGAAAUAAGCUACAAUGGUGAGACGAAUAACUUUAGCAAUAGUAGCUAGUUUUUUAAUUAGAAUAAUUAUUCAACACGAAAUAUUUCUACUGCAGCAAGUGGUAGCUUUAGAUAAAAAAUAUUGAAUACAAGAAAGCCUAUAGAUUUUGCAAUUAAAACAUAUCAAAAUGCUUCUCUAAGACUUGAAAAGUUAUUUAAAAGUUCAAUUUUUAAAUCUGAUUAAAAGGAUAAAGAUGAUGAUUUAUCUGAUUUAGAGAAUUUUAAAAUAAAAUAGACACCUAAAGAAUAAAAAAGAAAUGUUGAACAUGGUAUAUUAAGAAAAGGAACAAUAAAAAGAUCAGAAACUUCGUAAAAUAUAGCCGUAACUCUGUAGCAUAUUCCUAUUUUAUUAGAAAGUUUAGACCAGUAAGAAAAGCAAGAAUCUCUACCAGAAGAAGUGAAACUAUUGAGUGAUUAAAAUCGUUUAAGAAAUAUAGUGAAAAAGAUAGACUACAGCAAGUAAAUGAAUGUCUUAGCUCCUAUUUUGUAGUCAAAAGUUUAUGAAAGUAGAAAAUUAGAUAAUUAGUUGAAUUUUGUGCUUAAAAAAAGUAGUUCAAAACUGCAUAAUUUAAAAAUGUAAGAAAAUAGGAUUAAAAAUCCUUUGAUUGCUUAAGAAGUAGCUGAUUUGAAAAACCAAAUAGCUGAUUUAUAAAAAACAAUAGAUGAAUUUGAAAAUAAAAUAGAAGACUAAGAAACAUAUCUCUAAUCUAAGCAUUACAUGAAGUAAGUAAGAUACAAGGAUAUGAUGCUAAAAAGAGAAGAAAAUAUCAAUUUACUAAAGAUGAAUACUCAUUUAAGCAGAUAUUUAAGCAAAGAAACUGAGUAAUUGGUUGUGGAUUCUAAAUAGCUUGAUAAUUUAUUUAACAAAAUAGUUGAAGAACAUAGAAACAAUCAAUUCGAACUUAAAAGAUAAAGCAUAAUGACCAGGGAUAUGGAGAAUAAAAAGUAUAAUGAAGAUUAAGUUGAAAGAUUGAUUGAUUUAGAAUCUAAAAUGAGAGAAUACGAGAAAAAAGAACAAUAAAAUAUAAAGAGAGAAGAGUAUUUAGAAAAAAAGAGAAUAUAAAACUGUGAAAUUGAUUAAAUUAUAGAUUAACAAAAAGAAUUUGGCUCCAUGAUAAACUAAUUAGAAGGUUAGUUUCUUGAAUUCCACCAAUAAAAUAAAAGCAAAGUUGCUACAAGCUAUGGAGAUCUUCUUUCGUUUUGUGUUCAUGUUAAAUAGAGCACUGAAAAUUUAAAAUAUGAAAAAGAAAUAUUUUAAAAUAACUUGGAUAAGCUAAAGUCUGAAGUUAAUGAAUUAGAGAAAGAGCUAAAGGAAUUAAAAUUAUAAAAUAAGUUUGACUUUGAAAUUGAAGAAGAUAAAUAAUAAACUUUUAGCAAAAAGUAAGAUAUAGUCAAUGAAACUGAUAUAUUUUACACAAAAAGUUUGAAAAAAAAUGAUGAGGUUUAUCAAAUUGAUAAUUUAGAGUUAGACAACUUUGAAAUUUAAAAAAUAUAAAACAUGAAUAAAAUAAAAGAGUAAAUGUCUGAACAUAAUAUAUUUAAAUGUAUUAAUGGAUUAAAAGAUCUUCACUAAAACUUCUUUACAAAGCUAAAUCACAUUUAAUUUGAUGAUUUAAUAAAGCUUAAAAAGAAGUAAUUUAGUGCUUAGAAUUUAGAACAUUCAAUUAAGUCUUUUUGUAUUUCAAUUUCAUCUUUAAUCAAUAUAAUUGAACAGAAGAAAAAAGGUGACUAAAAAAAAGAGGAUUCAUUAGAUAUUGAGGAAAUUAGCGAUAGAUUAGAGACCAGUACAAACUAACCCAAUUAAAAAUAUUAUUACACUUAUGUCGAUCUUUGA